AAAGAACUACAAGUCCAUAAGGCUUAGCAAAGGACGUAGGGUGUCUUCAGGAACAUUGGAAUUUGCAAGGGGGAAGAAGCCACUUAGAGGCAGCAAAUAACCCUCACAGCUGCUGUACCAGGUUUCUGACUGAACACCAAAAAGAGGAGGAAUUUGCAUGAGACAGGAUGCUUUCAUGGAGCCCUUUAGCACCAGAUAUUAUGACUUGCAAUGGAAGAUCUAUGUCCUGCUUUUAGGUAUUUGCUCUGCUUUAAAGCUGACGGUUCCAUCACAUACAAUCCAUGGCACUGAAGGCCAGUCACUCUUUCUCCCAGUUGACUACUAUUUCAACAUUACUGUUUCUUAUGUCCAGAUAAUAUGGAUGUUUGAGAAACCACCAACAACCCCCAAAUCUCUGGUUAUCUCUCUAAAUCAGUCAGUUGUCCCAGACUUAGAAUAUAAACACAAAUUUACACUUAAACCUCCAAAUGCAUCCUUGCUGAUUAAAUCUUUAAACAUGAGUGAUGAAGGCAAUUAUAUUGUUAAGAUCAAUAUCGAUGGAAAUAGGACAACAGCAGCCUGUGAAAAGAUCCGUGUUACUGUUGAUGUUCCUGUCACAAAGCCAAUCAUACACACUGAACCCUCUUUUGGAGUUGUGGAAAGAAAAGGAAACAUUACUCUGAAAUGUUUGGUGGCAAAAGGCACUCGGGUUGUUUACCAGUGGAUGAAAAAUGGAAAUCCCAUUGAAGGCAGCAGUAAUUACUCAUACUCUAUAAACAAAGACACGCUUUCCAUUGUUCCUGUUGUUAAAGAAGCCAUUGGGAAUUACAGCUGUUUAGCAACCAAUCUGAUCAGUGCCAUGGAGAGUGAUGUGAUCACACCAACUAUAUAUUAUGGACCCUAUGGGCUUACCAUAAAUACUGACAAAGGCCAAAAAGUAGGGAGAGUGUUUACACUUGACAAAGGUGAAGCGGUUCAGCUUUAUUGCUCAGCAGAUUCGAAUCCACCAAAUAUUUAUUUAUGGAUCCGGAAGACAGAAAACUCCACACACCCUAUAAAAUAUGGAAGUUCUCUGGAAGUUGCAUCUGAGAUGGUGACACAGAAAACAGAAGAAUAUACGUGUAGUGCUUACAACAACAUGACUGAAAACCAGAUUGAAACCAACAUCCUUGUAAUAAUUGUACCAAAAGGACUGGAGCAGCUGUCCCAAAAAGGAAAUUACUUAUCAGUUCUAGGAUUAAUAACUGGAAUUUCCUUAUUUUUGAUAGUAUCAAUUUGCAUUCUAACUUUAUGGAAAAGAUUUCAGCCUCAUAAAGUUAUACAACAAAAGCUACAGAACAGGCCUGAAGCAGAUUACCGAAAAGCACAAACCAUUUCAGGGCAUGAAAAUGCACUUGAUGAUUUUGGAAUAUAUGAAUUUGUUGCAUUUCCAGACCCCACUGGAAUUUCAAGGGUGUCAAGUCAGUCUGUUUCUGACUCUGAUGUUCUGCAUGGCCAAGAUGUUAAUGAUACAGUUUAUGAAGUUGUUCGACAUUCCUGAACAACCUCAAGAACAUCAAAAUGGCACAUGAAAUGGAAAUGACAGCAUAAUGAAGACACAGGUUUUUGAAAGUCGACAGGGGAAGCAACAACUGCUAGGAAGGGAAAAGCUCACACUGCCACUUGUGACAAAAAAGCCUUUUCAAGUUUAACAAGCAGAAACAUUUCCUUAUUCCUGCAUUUCUAAAGUUUUUGCAUUGACCUUGUUUAAACUGGAUGUAUUUUUGAGAAAGAGCUGCUCAUUACACAAUGGCACAUUCAUGUUGGAAAUCCGGUGAGCAAAGACAAAAUGUGGAAUGUUGGAUGUUGCCCCAUGAUUUUGAUAUGAAAUCUGGUAGGAUUGCAUUUCUUUCCCACAUUUCUAGAGGUAUAUUCUGUGCUAUUUCAUUUGUGUUUUUAAUUGAGAUGAAUGUGGCUUAAGGUUUUACCUGCACAGUUUACAAGGAGAAAUAGCUAUAUGUUAGCAUUAUAUAUGCUUGUUAGCAAAUUGUUACUGUUUCUAAAAUGAACCUAAAACAUUAAGUACUACUUUGCAAUUGAUGUAUAAGCCAAUCAUUGUGAAUGCUAUAUUUCAGCAAUGUAAACAUAUACGCUUUUAUGCAUGUUUAUAUUUUUCUAUGUCUAUGUAAUGUGUAUGCAGCAGUGACUAGUACCUCCAUGAAAAUGGAGUGCUACAAAUCUCCCCUCUAGCCAUUCCCUAUUCUAUCUUCCCUUGGUUUUACCCAUCCAAAACUUCUGGUUGAACACCACCGUCACCACCUUGGAAGCCCUUUCUAUCAGCCAUGAAACUGUCAUGAAACUGUAUCCCUAUAUUCAAAAGCAACUGCCUUCUGUCCCUAGAAUACAAGCUAGAAAACAACAGGGGAAAACAACAGGGGGAAUGCAGCCCAUCAUCCCCGUCAUCUCAAAUGCAUUUGGCUGGCCAUUUUCAGAAACCAACUACUGGCAAUGGGAAGACAAGCCCUGACAGUACAGGAUAAAAUGGACAUGGCAUUAUAUACAGAAUCAUUAAUUGUAUUUUCUAAUAACUAGCAACCAUAGGGGCUGCCAGUCUAGAUUGAGACCAUGGUAAAGAGGGCAGAAAUUUUAAUCCAUUCCCCACCAUGUUCCUAAUCUAGAUUAUGGGGUAGAAGAAGAGGUCAGCUAUUUUCUUUUUAAAAAAAUAAGCAAUAAUUAACUGCAUGAAUACAUGUAUUUUGGUUUGGGUGGAUCUAAGAAUCUGAGGAAUGGAACACCAUCUGUCCCACACCCCUUGAUGUUUGCCCAGUACUAUAUUAGAUAAAUAUUGAAGCAAGUUAAAAGUCCAACUUGCUUCAACAAAGUGUGAUAAUAUGUUAAUGAGGAAAAAACUACUCAGAACUAAUUAUAUUUGUAUGAAUGAAAAAAGGCAGUCAGUGGAUUUUGCUGGAAACUGGACAGUUUUUAUUACAUUUUCUAGUGAUAAUCAAUUGUAUAUAUUGAUGCAUGAUACAU
Messenger RNA from Varanus komodoensis (Komodo dragon), 2991 nucleotides. It is a transcript of the gene HEPACAM2, whose product is annotated as HEPACAM family member 2. The coding region runs from base 158 to 1519 and encodes 453 amino acids. The record is from RefSeq and is a predicted model, not a curated record. NCBI's taxonomy places the organism in Eukaryota, Metazoa, Chordata, Lepidosauria, Squamata, Varanidae. The transcript has 11 exons.